CCCCGUCCCGUAUUUGGUUGGGGCCCCUCCUGCCAGGGGAGGAAAUGCCUCCCGUCAGGCCAAAGUUCACAGCCAGCAACAGAUUUUCUCUGCUACGGUGUCGGCAGGGCAGCCUUCCUCCUCCUCUGCCGUAAGGGAAGGGUGAAAUGCUGCUCUUUUUUCUGGUGGAGGAGCCCACGGCGCCCUCUGGGAGGGGGGACCGGAGGUCUGCCUGUGAUCCCAAGAAUCGUCUCCUGGCAGCUUUCAUAAGAGCAGAUGCAGUUUCUGAACCAGCAGGAAACCAGCCCUGUCAUGGCUUCCGUGUGCAGGGUGACGUUUCCUCGAACCAUUCACUGCAGUUCGGGUUGCUCAGCCUAGGCCUUACUGGGUUGUUUCAGCAAAGCCCAAGGCCCAGGGCCACCAGUCUCGGAUCACCUCCUUUGUGGAGGUAGUAGUAGAUGGACUCGCCAAUGAGGCCAAGAAAACAGGGAAGCAGACCGGGAGCUCUGAGCUGCUCUGGAAUGAGAGCCUGGUGCUGAAUGUCACUUCUCAAAGCCACCUGGAUCUGAAGCUCUGGAGCUGUCACACCCUGCGCAAUGAGCUGCUUGGAGUGGCGUCCGUCAACCUCUCCAGCAUGUCGAAGCAGAGCAAGGGGAAAGUGGAGAACAAGCCGAUGACCUUGAACCUGCAGGCAGAGAGCAAAGGCGGCCUCCUCUCGGGUGGUGAGCUGACGGUCUUCCUGGAUGGGCCUGGCAUUGAGGCGGGCAGCCUGCCUAAUGGCCCUGUGGCAGCAGGCGAAGGGCCCCAGGGAGCCGGGAGGGAGUCUGGGGGCCCACCUGCUUCCCCGGAGAACAGGCCCCAGGCCUCCAGCACAAACUGCCUUGGUGGUUGGUCCAGAGCACUCGGGUCGGCAGCGGAAGCCCCAAGGCAGAAUGUGGCCACCCUGGAUCACAGCCCGAUCCUGAAGACCCAGCCUCAGCAGCUGGGCAGAGGCCUGGAGGGCAGCCAGAGCAGGGCAGUGAAUGGAGAGACUGAGAGCUCUGCAGCCGAGGCUGAGGAAGAGGGGGCUGGGCCCCCAGAAGGAUCCCCCCAGCCCAGUGCGGCUCACCCCCCCGCAGAGGCAGAGGAGCCAGGCUCAGGCAGCCAGUCCUCCCAGGGGGCAGUCCAGGUGCUGGAGACUCUGCCAUCUGGGUGGGAGCAGCGAGAGCUGCCUAACGGGAGGGUCUACUAUGUGGACCACAACACCAAGAGCACCACCUGGGAGCGCCCCCUUCCACCAGGCUGGGAGAAACGUGUGGACCCCCGUGGCAGGUACUACUUUGUGGACCACAACACACGCACCACCACGUGGCAGCGCCCCACAGCUGAGUACGUGCGCACCUACGAGCAGUGGCAGAGCCAGCGCAACCAGCUCCAAGGCGCCAUGCAGCAGUUCAGCCAGAGGUUCCUCUACCAGUCCUCCGGCACGGCCGCUGACAAUGACCCCUUGGGCCCACUUCCUUCUGGCUGGGAGAAGCGGCAGGACAACGGGCGAGUGUACUAUGUGAACCACAACACCCGCACCACACAAUGGGAAGAUCCUCGCACCCAGGGGAUGAUCCAGGAGCCGGCACUGCCCCCCGGCUGGGAGAUGAAGUACACGAGUGAGCGGGUACGAUACUUUGUGGAUCACAACACCCGCACCACCACCUUUAAAGACCCCCGCCCUGGAUUUGAGUCUGGGAGCAAGCAGGGGGGCUCCCCAGGCGCUUACGACCGGAGCUUCCGCUGGAAGUUUCACCAGUUUCGCUUCCUUUGCCACUCCAAUGCCCUCCCCAGCCACGUCAAGAUCAGCGUCUCGCGGCAGACGCUCUUUGAAGAUUCUUUUCAACAGAUCAUGAACAUGAAGCCCUACGACCUGCGGCGCCGGCUGUACAUCAUCAUGCGUGGGGAAGAAGGACUGGACUAUGGAGGCAUUGCCCGCGAGUGGUUCUUCCUCCUGUCCCACGAGGUGCUGAACCCCAUGUACUGCCUCUUCGAGUAUGCCGCCAAGAACAACUACUGCCUGCAGAUCAACCCUGCCUCCUCCAUCAACCCUGACCACCUCACCUACUUCCGUUUCAUUGGCCGCUUCAUCGCCAUGGCCCUCUACCAUGGCAAGUUCAUCGACACGGGCUUCACCCUGCCCUUCUACAAGCGGAUGCUGAACAAGCGCCCCACCCUCAAGGAUCUGGAGUCCAUUGAUCCCGAAUUCUACAACUCCAUCCUCUGGAUCAAGGAGAACAGCCUGGAAGAGUGCGCCCUGGAGCUCUACUUCAUGCAGGACAUGGAAGUCCUUGGCAAGGUGACCACCCACGAGCUGAAAGAGGGCGGGGAGGAGCUCCGGGUCACUGAGGAGAACAAGGAGGAGUACAUCAUGCUGCUGACUGACUGGCGGUUCACCCGGGGUGUUGAGGAGCAGACCAAGGCCUUCCUGGACGGCUUCAACGAGGUGGCCCCUCUGGAGUGGCUGCGCUACUUUGACGAGAAGGAACUGGAGCUGAUGCUGUGUGGCAUGCAAGAAAUUGACAUGAGCGACUGGCAGAAGAACACCAUCUACAGGCAUUACACCAAGAGCAGCAAGCAGAUCCAGUGGUUCUGGCAGGUGGUCAAGGAGAUGGAUAACGAGAAGAGAAUCCGGCUUCUCCAGUUUGUGACAGGGACGUGCCGCCUGCCUGUUGGAGGAUUCACAGAGCUCAUUGGCAGCAACGGACCCCAGAAGUUCUGCAUUGACAAAGUUGGCAAGGAGACCUGGCUGCCCCGCAGCCACACGUGCUUCAACCGCCUGGAUCUGCCUCCCUACAAGAGUUACGAGCAGCUGAAGGAGAAGCUGCUUUACGCCAUCGAGGAGACCGAAGGAUUCGGGCAGGAGUGAGGGGUGUCUGGAAGGAGCCUGAGAAGAGCCAUCCUGCCUGUCAGGAAGGACAGAAUCCUGGGGGGCACGGCAUGGAGUGACCCUCUUGGGGAUCGCUGGAGCAAGAUCUUGUAGCGGAAGCUCCCCCUGCAAGAUUGGGGGGGGGCUGGAUCCCAGAGUCCCUCUCCUGCUCCCUCCUGAGCUGCAUUUUCCUGGCCUCUCAGCCUCCUAUCGUGGGCACUUUGGGUCUCCUGCAGACCCCCCUCUCCCCAACUUCUGUCCAGCUGCUCUGGCCAGGGCCUUUCCUCACCCACAGAGCACUUCAGCAACCCUCCCCCCUCCGCCCGCCUUAAUAUUACCAGCUGGGCUGGGACUGCUACAGACUGGCUGGCCCCGAGACCUCAGUUGGGGCAGCUUCCACUGGCUGCUCUCCAGCCUGGAAGAUGUGACUCAGGGCAAUCCUGCCUGUUCCCAGAUAGUGCCCGGCAGCCUCGGCUUCUUUGCAGACCAGCUCUUGCUGUCAAGGCGCAGCCCCUGGCCUCUGGAGAGCCACAGCCAAGAGACAGGUCUGGAGCCUGGCCACAGCAGGGCCUUGGGAAGUAUCCUUGAAAUCUCCAGGCCAAGUUGAGCAAAGGGCCCCAAAAGCAGGCAGCAUCAGGGACAGUUGAAGGACUCCCUCGUGGUCGAUCUGCGUGUGAAUAUUUGAAUUCUGUGACUGAUUGCCCCAGCUUGAGUUUGUGGCAGGGAAGCAGAGGCCGCUCCAGCCCCAGGAAGGGUGGGCUUGUGCACUUUGCACUCUUGGGGGGCCCUUGACCUCCAUGGAGGAUAUGUGUAUGAAUGUGUAUAAAAACAUAUGUGAAUAUAUAAAUUUGUAUAUAAAUGUCUCUGGACACAAAGAAUUGCAAUAGCUUUUGAUGGGUUCUUAAGUAGUUUUGUACCACACCAUCUGCCUCAGUGAUGCCACCUCUUGUGCAAUAAACUAUCCGCAGCUG
Messenger RNA from Crotalus tigris (Tiger rattlesnake), 3843 nucleotides. It is a transcript of the gene WWP2, whose product is annotated as WW domain containing E3 ubiquitin protein ligase 2. NCBI's taxonomy places the organism in Eukaryota, Metazoa, Chordata, Lepidosauria, Squamata, Viperidae. Gene Ontology annotation, molecular function: ubiquitin protein ligase activity; protein binding. The transcript has 23 exons. The record is from RefSeq and is a predicted model, not a curated record. Bases 614 to 2872 code for a protein of 752 amino acids. Gene Ontology annotation, biological process: negative regulation of transcription by RNA polymerase II; regulation of monoatomic ion transmembrane transport; protein K63-linked ubiquitination.